UCCAUCCACACGGCACACAGAGAGACAGAGAGACCUGACUGGUGAAUGAGGGAGUGUGGAGGUGAGGUGGCUCAAACAGGCCCCGCUCAAACAACCACGAUCGUUGCUCUUGUGUGUUCAGCCUGUGCUGGCCGCGCGACCAGCCAGCCGCGCGUCCUCGAUUUCGUUCGCGUCCUAGUCGCGUCGUGUUGUUGAAACAAACGAACCGUCGCGGAUCCAGCUUUAGUGAUCGUUGUUACUCGAGUACCGGCGCCUAACGCAGUGAUCGAGAAUUCAGCUUUGUUCGGUGCACCCACGCGAUUCCCUUCUUCGAACGGAUCGCGUCGUUGGAUUGUGAGACAGCAGGGAUUCAGUGCGCGUCUGUGUAUCCAGGAACGAGUUACGAACGACUCUAGUUUUGCUUGAUAAAAGGAAAAGUGAAGUUUGAACGGUGUGAAUUCUUCCACGAGGUACUCUGUCUGUGGCGGACAAGUGUGAAGAAGGUGAUACGAUUCCCGACUACUGGGAUAAGAUUAAGGGAGCAUCGCAUUACCAGCAGCCCUGGUACCGCGGCUUUCAUGAUUCCCGUUUGACGAGCAGACAGCAGCCCGCCACCCCGGCACCGGUGAGCUCUAUGACCAUGCUUCAGUCGCAGAAGCUGUACGGCGACGCUGGUAGCCUAGGCGGCGCGAUGACCAGCGCUACGAUGUCAACGAUGGGCAGCAUGGCGCCGACGUACAGCUCGAUCAACACGAUGGGCUGCGUGUCGAUGGGCAUGUCGAUGGGCGUUGGAGUCGGGCCGAGUUGCAGUCCCCAAAGCGCCGGGGGUUUCAACAUGAGCACCAUGAGCUCAGCUAUGGGGAUGGCAUCGAUGGGCGGCGGUGGCAUGGGUGGUUACGGGAGCGCCUCGAUGGGCGGCAGCGGUGCCUGCAUGAGCGCCGUCGGCUAUGGUCCUCUGACGCCAGCCGGCGGCGCCGGUGUAACACGGGAUCCUCUAUCGUUAACCGAGCCCGAUUCGCCUAAUUCCGCGCUCCAACGAGCCAGAACUGACAAACCUUACCGUAGAAGUUACACCCACGCGAAACCGCCCUAUUCCUACAUAAGCCUGAUCACUAUGGCCAUUCAGAACGCGCCUACCAAGAUGCUGACGUUGUCCGAGAUCUACCAGUUCAUCAUGGACCUAUUUCCCUUUUACCGACAGAAUCAGCAACGCUGGCAAAAUUCCAUCAGGCACUCGCUCAGUUUUAACGAUUGCUUCGUCAAAGUUCCACGGACACCGGACAAGCCUGGAAAAGGCUCCUUCUGGACGCUCCACCCGGAGAGCGGCAACAUGUUCGAGAACGGCUGCUAUCUGCGUCGGCAAAAGAGGUUCAAAGACGAGAAAAAGGAGCUGACCAGGCAAAGCAACAAGCACCAGCAACAUCAGCAGCAUCACGGCGGAGCUGCUGCAGCUGCGGCAGCGGCCGCGGCCGCCGCCGCUGGACACAACAGUCCCAACUCGCACGACCUGGCUCAUACAGGUAAGAAAACUCCGUCGUCGUUGCACCACGGACCGCAGCAACAGGACGACAAGGAUCUCCAUUCUCUGGUGUCCUCGCACCAUCAUCAUCACGCGGCCAGUUUGCACCAGCAUCACGCCGGUCUGAAAAGCGACACCACGGAUAUAGGCGGGUUAUUGGGUCCCGACUUGGGCGCAGCCCACGACGAACUCACCGCCAUGGUCAGUCGAAGUCUUCAUCCUCAUCUAAUCUCCGACCCGGCCGCUCUGCAUCACGGAAUGACAGGAAGUCUGAAGCAAGAGCCUCCUUACACCGCUGCCAGCCAUCCGUUCAGCAUCACCAGGCUACUACCAGGUGCCACGGCGGGCACUUCGCCCGGCGCGCAAGACACGAAACCCCCCGAGAUGAAGAUGUACGAACAAUUGCAUCAGAGUUACGCGAACUUCGGUUCACCCCAUCAUCCCCACGCGCAUUCCGCGCCACCCAGCCAUCACCAUCACAACGGCAUGCACGCGGGCUCGAACGCCGCCGGGCCUAUGCACAACAUGACCAACCAUCAUCACCAGGAGUAUUACCAGAGCCCGCUGUACCAUCACGCGACCAGCGUGGCCAGCAGCAGUGCGCCACCUCCGCCCUCCGUCGCGACGGCUGCACCAGGAUUGUGACACCACGCCACGCACCCCUACGCCCUGGCCUGAGUCGCUGCUGUCGCGGCAUACGCCGCCACUGCAGCGGUCACCAACCACGAGACCACGGCCAACAUCGUUCUUCCUUCGCAUCAUCAUCAACAUCAACAUCAUCAUCCGCCGACCACAUCGGCCAAUUCCUCCUCUUCCUCUUCGUCGUCCGCGUCGUCGGCGAUGCCGGCUCAGCCCGCCCCCGUCUCUCUGACCCCGUUGCGGCCAUCCUCGAGCCAUCAGCGACGCAGACGACGGCUCUGCGAGGACAACGAGGCCGACGCCUGCUGGCCGGUCGACCACGAAGAGGACUACGACGACGAGGAAGAGGAGGACGACGAGGAGGAUGUCGUGUGAGCUGCCGUAGGAAGAUCGGCGCCGAGGUACGAACACGCGGUUGGACAGUUGCCAGUGUCGAAUCGUUUCUUUAUUGGGGAAGAUUUUUGUGAUGAGGGUGCGGGUGUAUCGGGGUGUCUCGACGGAGAUUCGACGUCCUCGAGCGACGGACGAGCCGGUAGCUGCGAAUUUUUUAGAACUUUUUAUUUGUUGCUUCGUAGCAGUAUUUGUACAGUUUGAUCCUUCUAUUGUUGUUGAGUAAGUGGACACGAGGUUUUCUUUUUCGAAAUCCCUUUGGACGAUGCGUUUCGAGGAUUCCGUCGACGCGGAUUAUUGCGUCGUUUCAUAUUCUCUACGAUGUCGAUCGCGGGUUUCAGAUUAUUUCUGAAACGUUUCCUGGCUUUCUAGCAAAACGGGGGAAACUACAGCUUUCUACAAUUAACACUAAACGUGUUAAUGCUGCUUCUCACAUUCAUAAAUGCCACUUUUAAAUCAAUUUAGAGUCUCGAUAUAUUUUAGCAGAUGGCGAUGAACAACAUUCACGUGAAAAUAUUCCAAUUAUCUCGCUUUUCUUUAAAUUGCAAGUACGUAGAGUUUGGAAAGAUUUUUUUUUUAUUUUUUAAGUCCGGUGACGUUGGCGUUACUUCGAAGGGCGCGAUCGACAUCGCUCUGACGCCGAUCCGUCUGCGAUCGUUUCGAUCUACCUAUACGUGCCCGAAAAAAAAAAAAAUCAAUCGAGACAUCGAUCAAGCGCCACUCGAAUAGCGUGACUCAUUAUUACGAGUCAACAUAUACGUACACGAUCCAUAGAUUGAGAUCUACGGAGAAACGAAAGGAAGAAAGUCGCGGUUUACGUCGCGACUCGUCCGACGCUUCACGCGCGAUUAUUUCCGCUUUCGCGAUCCCUCGAGACGUCCUCGAUUACGCAUAAGGUUUUCUGUGAUACGCGACAACGACGCACCAGGCGAUUCUCCGUUGCGUGGCACACCUCGCAGGUCAGUCCUUCCGGUUCAUUUUUCUUUUUUUUUUUAAGAAAUAUCGAGCAUUGUUCGUCGGCAAAAUAAUUUCAAACUGAAGAAGCUCUUUAAACCUUGGGACUGGGAUCAGAAUAUUAAUUGUUCUUUAUUUUUUUACAUAUAUUUUUAGGGGUGGUUUCAUUAGGGUGUAUAAAUAUUCACGAGGGCAAAGGAAAAUUUAUGAACUUUUUGAAUAAAAUAAUUUCUCUUAUGCAAAAACAUAUUUUGAACACAGUCAAAUUAUUUUUUUAUUCUCUUUCUUAAAAGACGUUCGUUUGAAAAGGAAUCUUCUUUUUAUUAUACUCGAAAUUUUCGAAUCUCUGUUGACGCGAUAUUUUUCAAGAUUUAUCAAAAUCUCAUCUUAUGUAUCUUAUUUUUCUCCUCAAUCAUCAACUUUUCAUUUUCAUAACUCUGAGACUGAACUCGUAGCUUCCUUUUCUUACGUAUUCACCUCGAUUUCGUCUUAUUUUUUUGUUCUUCCUUUAAUUUAUUAUGCUGCUCGUCAAGAUAAGCAAAAGACUGAUCGCUAUCGUUCACGUUUCAAUGAUGCAAUCAUUCGGAGCAAGAUGUUUGAAAAGCGAUCAAAUUUUACGACUAUAAAAUACACACGGCGUGAUUGCAAAUAUUCCACAAAAGGGAAAAUAUUUUUCAUCUCGAAUUGAUUACCAGAACAUUCGUACCGAACUUUAUGAACAUUUCACUAAUUCCUGGAAGUUCUUAUAAUAUUUUUUUAUAGAUUACAGUUAGUGGGAAUAAAGGAUAGGAUCAAUGAUCGCUAAAUGAUCGAUUAUCAAAUCAUAGACUGAUAUUAAAUUAUCUGUUCCUAAUAAUGACUCAGUGAAACGUAUGCGUAAUUAGGUGAAACAUAUAUUUUUGACUGUGAAUUCAAAAUUAAGUGAAAAAAAAAAAUUGCAAGCAGGAUGAAAAAUCAUUUUUAUCAUUGUCACUGUAAUUAAUUUGUAGCCGCGUCUAAUUAGGCUUUGAUUAAUUACACAGACCUGCUUGCAAUUUUCUAUCUUCCUUUGCCUCUAAUAAACCUUUCCAAAUUUUAUCGUUUCUGAAAUCGAAAAAUCUCGGAGACUCUGUUCGAGUUUUCUGAUCCCUUGCCGCCCAAAGUUGAUCGAGCAAAAAGGACGAAAACGAAGGAAGGAGAGGCCUGUUCGCGAUGGCUGGCUCGAACCCGCGAGAGCGUCGGCGUAGAGCGAAAAAUGUGAUAACCCGUGAGAAUAAGUCUAAAUUAAUGAACGUAGGCUUGCAAAGACGCCUGUAUCCUCGCGUGGAGGUGCGCGUUCGUACGUACGUUAUUAUUCGAGCCCACAUAAACACAUACACUCACACAUAUACACAAAGGAUACGAAAAAAAAAUGAAGAAGAAGAAGAAGAAUUAAAUCGUUAAGGAUUUUAUCGAAUGCGUCGAAAAAGCAGGACACGUCCAGUGUUUUUUUUUUGUAUGAUACGUGUAGAUAGCCGCACAACGUGUAUGAUGUACAAUAUUAUAUAUGUUACAGAGAGCUAUAUAUAUAUAAAUAUAAAUAUAUAAAUAUAUAAAUAAAUGGAGUCUAACGAAUACACUAUGUUAGGUAUAUACAUAUUAUAUAUAUAUAUCUGCGAAAAAUGAACGAAUGGAGAAAUGAAUGACGAAUGUGUGCGAGAGAGAAUUGUACAGCGUGUUUCAAAAGCAUCCCCCUGAUUGUUGGACACCCUCGACGACGACCCAGUCGCCGUAAUAUCCUCGACUUCUAUCCCUCCUGGUCGACUGUCAGAGGGUUGCUUUUGAUACACGCCCCACCACGAAACGCCCUGUAAAUAGAGACGAAAGCAGGGAGCAGCGAGGAACAUCAUCGGUUCUAUGCUUUCUAGGCUUUCGUUCCACGUUAAACAACGCUCCCGUUCGACGACGAUAUGUGAAACUAAAAAUUCGCCCUUCGUUACGAAACUGAAUUAAGAAUACUCUGUACCUCUCUAAGUGACACGAACUAAAUGGUUGAUUUCAUGACAUAAAAAUAUCAAGAAACACCACUUAUGAUACGUGAAUUUAAAGCUUGAAAUUUGAAGAAAAUAACGAUAUAAAGGUUUCAUCGAUAUUCGUACCAGAAAAUGACUUGUCGAUAGUUGUAGCGAAGAGUAACUGAUUUUGAAACAUUUAAAGUGUAACAUGAUUUCAUGACAUAAAAGUAUCACGAAGUAGCACUUAUGAUACAUCAAUUUAAAGCUUGGGGUCUGAUAAAAAUGAUAGUAAAAGCAUUCGAUAGUGUUUCUAUUUCUGGGGUCUGUAAUACCUUUCUAAGUGGCAGCAGUUUGGAACUAUCCUAUGUCACUUCAAUUCUUGUGCUCUAAAUGGUUCGUUUAUUUAAAAUUCAUUAUUUUUAAUUAAAGAUACUCAAAGAAUAUGUUUAUAGAGUAAAAUAUUUUGUCAUCUAUGCGAGGUGAAUGUAAGAAAAAAAUUUGAACCAUGCACAAGGGUUGAAAGAGGCACUCGUUAGGUGUUAAUUAUUUUCGAGUAAUUCCUAAAUUAGAAUUCGAGAAAGAAACUUCAGAGAUAUAUAUCAUCAUUCUAAAGAUGAAACCUGUAUAAUUUGCUACUUGGAAGGGUAAUAUUGUACCCACGUAGACGAGGGGCGACAAAAGAAAGAAAGAAAAAGAUCUCGAAGUCACGAAGUCUCGUCGUCGUUGUUUACGCUUUCCAUUGUUCCUGUGCGUUUCUCCGCUUUUCUGUCCACCAGAAAGAUCCUCCGACAUUCCACGGGGACUACGACAACGUUCUGACCCCGAAUCAUCCCUCCCGUCUAUUCCCUUUUUCAACCGUUUCGCUACUUUUAUCUGUUCGAAUGGUCGCUUCGAAUUUUCCAGUCCGCCCUUGCUUCGAAGCGACUGGUCAAUCUGUGGCUGGAUGUACAUACACGCGACACAGACACAACACACACAAACACAAAUAGAAUUGUAAGCGUGAGAGCGAAAAAGAAUUAAAAAAAAAAAAGGAUGUCUCCGUCCCUUUGCGAUUAUUUGGCCGGAGACGAGGGAGGGGAAACGACGCGAGCAAACGAGGAUGUAAAUGUUUCA
Osmia bicornis bicornis is the source of this 6567-nucleotide messenger RNA. RefSeq names its product silk gland factor 1-like. NCBI's taxonomy places the organism in Eukaryota, Metazoa, Arthropoda, Insecta, Hymenoptera, Megachilidae. The record is from RefSeq and is a predicted model, not a curated record. The transcript has a single exon. Gene Ontology annotation, molecular function: DNA-binding transcription factor activity, RNA polymerase II-specific; protein domain specific binding; RNA polymerase II cis-regulatory region sequence-specific DNA binding. Bases 614 to 2143 code for a protein of 509 amino acids. Gene Ontology annotation, biological process: regulation of transcription by RNA polymerase II; cell differentiation; anatomical structure morphogenesis.